This is a messenger RNA of Trichobilharzia regenti, 546 nucleotides long. Lineage: Eukaryota; Metazoa; Platyhelminthes; Trematoda; Strigeidida; Schistosomatidae. The record is from the annotation of a GenBank genome assembly.
AUGCUACGUACAUUCCAGAGAAUUUAUUCUUCAGCAAAAUGGAGAGGUUUGUACAGUGGUGUUUGGGCGACAAUUAUGCGAGAUUGUCCUUAUUCCGGUUUGUAUCUAGCUGCAUAUACUAGUCUACGUCAGUAUACAGGUCUUUAUUCCCCAUUCCAGAAAAAUAUUGAUCCUACUGCUGAUGAUAAUAAUGUUAAGUCAUUCUUUUAUGUAUCUGGAUGUGCUGCACUGGCUGCCUGUUUUGCAACUACACUUACACAUCCAGCUGACUUGUUACGUGUUCAUCGCCAAUUGCUUAUCCGAGAAACAUGUCAUCAGCACCACCCCCACCACCAACCACACCAAUCGCCAAUGAAUCAAAAUGCCAGUUCUUAUAAAAAUCAAAAGACAAUUGAUAAACAACAAUUAACCUCCUUAUUUCAAAUAUUUCAAUGUAUUUAUACAAAAUAUGGUGUUAAAGGAUUAUGGCAAGGUUUAAGUUUAAGACUGAUUAGACGGACAAUAUUUGGUGUGACCUCUUGGACGUUAUAUGAAUUUUUCACCUGA